GACCCCUCUGCGGCGGCCUGCAGAUCCGCCGGAACCUUGCGGUCAAUGGCCGCCAGAAGCUGUUGCUGCGACGCCAUACAGACCGGCUGCACGCGAAACAGGCCGGUGGGGCUGGUGCUGCUGGCGCCGCAGCCAGCCACUCAGCCGCCAGCGGCGCCGCCACAGUGGCGGGUUAGCCUGGACCAGCUGUGGGUGGCUAACGCUGCGGGGGCUGUGUCCUACGUCCACUACACGGGGCGGCUCUUGGAGCCUGGGCCUGGCGUGCUGCCCCCGGCGGUGGAUGGGGCGUGGCAGCCUGCCUGUGUGCUGCAGCACCGCAAGCCGCGGCACCUGUGGACCUUUGAAGAGCGGGCGGCGUACGAUGCAGCAUCACCAGGGGAACGGGCGGGGGCGUGGCCUCGGGCGCCGUACUUCCUGGCGCCGGAGGCUGGGGUGGUGGUGCACCCGGAGCACUGCCGGAUUGCGGGUGUCAGCUUGGCGGACUACACGCUUCUCACCGCGCAGCUCAAGGCGGCUAAGCUGGAGCACUUUGUGGCCAUCUGGGCGGCGGGUGGCGCGCUUUGUGAAGUGGAGGAGGUUCAGGCGCCUGGGCGGCUGUGGGCCUUCCUGCACAGCGCGUCUUGCGGCGGGCUGGAGCCCGCGUAGUCAGCGCCACAUCUGGCCCGUUUAGUUUUCUGCUUGUGUCUCCUCUGCCGGUUCUCCUGGGGUGUUGCUUAAGCAACCGACUUGUGGGGGUGGGGUGGGUUUGGGCGGGGCAAGUGCGUAGCGCUGGUGUUUUCUUUUCUGGCGCGCGGUGGUGGUGGUUCUUGCGGUUAGGCUGUGGUGUAGGUUGGUGCUUGGGUUAGGUCUGGCGGUAUUUUUGUGCAACCCCUCCCGGGGGGCGGGGGGGGCCAGCCUCCUGCUCUGUCUGCCGGGUCGGGGUGGGGUGAGGUGGGAUGGAUGGGGGUGGUUGGUGGCGGUUUUCGAGGUGUUUGCUUUCUGUUUUCUUCUCUUUUCUUCUCUUCUUGCUUGCCCUGUCCGGGUUCUGGUCUCGGGGACCAGGCUGCUUUCCGGCAGUAGGGGGGCAGCGCGUCUGCCCCUGUUCAACCUUGUAAGGAUGAUUCCUCAAAAAAAAAAACCUUGUAAGGAUGAUUCCUA
Molecule: messenger RNA, 1137 nt
Organism: Chlamydomonas reinhardtii
Lineage: Eukaryota; Viridiplantae; Chlorophyta; Chlorophyceae; Chlamydomonadales; Chlamydomonadaceae
Exons: 3
Coding region: 46-645 (199 amino acids)
Source: RefSeq, a predicted model, not a curated record